This is a messenger RNA of Diplodia corticola, 675 nucleotides long. RefSeq names its product fad linked oxidase. NCBI's taxonomy places the organism in Eukaryota, Fungi, Ascomycota, Dothideomycetes, Botryosphaeriales, Botryosphaeriaceae. The transcript is spliced from 2 exons. The coding region runs from base 1 to 675 and encodes 224 amino acids. The record is from RefSeq and is a predicted model, not a curated record.
AUGGCGAUCCUCAAAUCCGUCCUCACCACCACCGCCGCGGGCGCCGCCGCCUUCGGCGCCGGCUGGAAGCUCUACACGCGCGACACGCACUUCGUCCCCUUCUCGCCCACGUCUCCGGCCUGGUUGUCGUGGGCCCCGCUCCUCAAGCAGCGCAACCCGUCGGACAACCCGCCCGCCUGCGUCGACCACGCCGUGCGCCGGGUGCCGCUGAGCGACCUGAAGACCGAAGACCUCGACGUCCUGACGCGCGACUUUUGCGCGGGCGUGUGGUCCGGGCUGGGCUUCGCGUACCAGCGCCGCUUCCUCGAGAAGAAGUAUCGCACCCUCGAGGGCCGCGACGACCAUUUGUGGGACCGCGAGGAGCUGGCCAAGAGCGAUUAUAAGGUCGGGACGAAGAUUGCGGAUCAUUUUGAGGUGGUGGAGCAUACUCCGGGGAAGGUGGCCGUCCGCUGCGGUGAUUCGCCACUGAAGACUGGGCCCCGGCCAUCGGAUGGCAUAUUCUCGAUGGAGGUGAACAAGGACGACAAGUUCGCGACGUUCCACAUGAAGAGCUUCUUUUUCAACUCGACGCCCGACGGCAAAGUCAAGGGCAACCUGCCUUGGUGGUUCGAGUUCUUGCAUCGCGAGUAUGCCAAGCUCUGGAUGGAGACCAGCGUGAGGAAGCUGUUGAAGUAA